AUGAUGAAACAAAUGAACAAUACGCUUUCUGCCGUCCUCUCGAAUGCACUGUGUACGUUGCCUAUGUUGGUUCAUCGACAACACCCUGCCGAGACGAAGCAGCCAUUACCUGUGCGGAUUCCGCCUCUCCCUGUAGAGAUAUUCAGUGUAUGGUACAAGUCGUUUUGCACGGAGAACAACAUUGUGCAUAUUCCUGCGCUCAUGUCGCACGAUGGUCAUCAGAUUGACCUGUACGCGCUCCAUGUCGCGGUAGUAAACGCGGGUUUCUAUAACCGGGUGGCUCAGAAUGACCAGUGGCCCGUGAUAGGUGCCAAGCUGGGCUUCGUACAAUUUCCUGCAAGUAACAGUGAGCCUGCCAAGUCUGGCCCUGGUGUGGCGCAACAUGUGGAGGACGUAUACGAGCAAUAUCUCAGCAACAAAUGCAGGCCGUGGCGCAAGCACGCAUGCGCCAGACGCUCAUUCCUGUACAAGGACACAAAUGGAGCCCCGAAUUUGGCUGGCGCGUUGGACCCCCAGCAGUUCAACGAAAUUCUGCAGUACGCCACGGUACCGACUCCAGAACUGCGAAGGCGGAACGUCCCCGCUCGCAUUAUCAACUUGGUGGAAGCAAAUCGUCCACUCUUACGGUCCUUGUCGCAGCGCGAGUUAGGCGGUGGGGUCGCUGACAAUGCUCAGCCUACUCCGCAGCAGCACCCGAUGCCCUCGCUAUAUAUGAAGCAGCAAGGUCCUGUUGUGAAUCCCGUGAUGGCCAUGCGGAGCGGACAGUCUCAGAUUCAACAGGACUCAUCUGAAUCUGCAGGCCCAGCGAUGACUGUCGCCUCGGUGGCAGCUACAGUACCAUUCCGGCAUCGUACGCAGCCUGUCACGGAAGAGGAGUUGCAGAAUAACUUGCGCUUGAUCAAUUCGGCCAAGUCGCAAUUUAUAAGUUUCGUGCUCGAGAGGACCCCUUAUCAUAUACCUGACGAUCAGAAGGCCCAAUUCAAUGCGACGUUGGAGGAAUUGUGUCGCUGUGCAAUCGAGACGGAACCCAUGCUGCAUAUUUAUCUUUGUUACAUCGAUAAGAAGGCCGUCCAGAGGUUGACCAUGAUGAUUGCGAUUGCUCAGCAGCAGAGGAAACUUUUCGCUUCGUCGCAGUGUGUAAAGCGCUUCCAGCACAUGCGAGAAAUGAUCAUUCAGAUGCAAGGCACGAGUGAGGCUUAUGCGAAAUAUACACCAUUAUCGGCAUCCAGCACCUCUCCUUCCCAUUCGGCUGCGCCAUCAACCGACCUUGGUGUUGCACCUCCUCCAUCAUUUUCUCUGCCUUCCUCGCAUACUAUGACCGUUCCCCCCCAAUCGCCGCAGCAGGGUCUACAAUCUCAUCCGCCUUUCCCAAUGCCAAUAUAA
Messenger RNA from Sparassis crispa, 1383 nucleotides. RefSeq lists its product as hypothetical. Lineage: Eukaryota; Fungi; Basidiomycota; Agaricomycetes; Polyporales; Sparassidaceae. The record is from RefSeq and is a predicted model, not a curated record. Bases 1 to 1383 code for a protein of 460 amino acids. The transcript has 7 exons. Gene Ontology annotation, molecular function: DNA binding.